CACUCGGUGGGCUACACGGCGCUGGUGGGGAGCGACGCCGAGUCGUGGGGCUGGGACCUGGGCCGCAGCCGCCUCUACCACGACGGCAAGAACCGGCCGGGCGUCGCCUACCCCGCCUUCCUGGGGCCCGAGGAGGCCUUCGCGCUGCCCGACUCGCUGCUCGUGGUGCUGGACAUGGACGAGGGCACGCUCAGCUUCGUCGUGGACGGCCAGUACCUGGGCGUGGCCUUCCGCGGCCUCAAGGGCAAGAAGCUGUACCCGGUGGUGAGCGCCGUGUGGGGCCACUGCGAAGUCACCAUGCGCUACAUCAACGGCCUUGACCCCGAGCCCCUGCCGCUCAUGGACCUGUGCCGGAGGACCAUCCGCUCGGCCCUGGGCCGCCAGCGCCUGCGGGACAUCGGCGCCCUGCCUCUGCCUCAGUCUCUCAAAAACUACCUGCAGUACCAGUGAGCCGGCCUGGGGGCGCUGACGAGCAGCAGCGGGCGCCGCCGGCCUCGCGUCCCACCGGCGCGCGGGCCUUCAGGAGGGGGCUGCCUCCCCACCCCGGCCCCCCAGAACUUUCAGUUCUUUGAAAGGCCAGGACGUGUCGCCAGCUUUAAAGACGAAUGUCUGUUGCCAGCAGUAUCCGCUGCCUUAGCAGCAGCGGUCCCAGAGCCCUCCUCGGAAGCCGCCAAGAGGCCCGGGGCCUCCGCCCGGAGGAGGUCCCGCCGGCGCACGGGACUCAGCAGCCACCGCUAUUGAUCAGAGAGCCUGUUUCCAAAUUCAAGACAAUGAAUAAAACAUCGGGGCAGGAGACUUUCUGUUGUGUGCCGGGGUGCGGACGGGGCCAGCUGGGGGAGAAAAUUGCCUCAAUAAUGAAUGCUGAAGACAGCUUGCCGGGGGGGCCCCCCUGGGCCCCCACCCUGGUCGGGGCAGCCGGCUUGUGCUGAUAGUUAGGACUUUGCCCCUUUGGAAGGGAUGCCCGAGGGCAGAACUGGCAAGUGGACCUAGCAGUGUGUUUAGAAGCCUUCCAGCGAGCGUACCUCUUUGAAAGUCGUUUACUGACCUUGUCCCAAGCCCCCCUUCCCCACCUGACCCACCGCCGCUCUCCCCAGGCACCUCUAUUCAGGGAAGCUGAGUCUCACUCAUUCACCCCAGGGACAGAGUGUUUCUUUUAUUAUUAUUAUUAUUAUUUUAAGUAGCAGUUGCAUUUUAAAAGAGGAGCAUGGCAGUGAGGGCAGUACUUAGUCCAAAGGUGCUAAUGGGGAAAUCGGGGGCAUUGGGACACCCUAGUGGAUGAUGCCCGAGGAGCCUUCCUGGGGUGCCAGGGGUCUCUAGGGAGCCGUCCAUUCAGGAUGCAGCCUGGUUGCCGCAAAGCUUUAUUUGAGCAAAUUAUUUUUUCACUUUAGGAGACAUGUACGAGUUUGUUUCUGUUUCAGAUGUGUGUGUGAUGUGCUGUUUAUUUAUCAGCUUGGGGCCCGGGGGGCAGCCUUGUAACUGGAAGGGUGGAGAUGGGAGGCACCUUCUCCACCCGCUCGGAAACUGGUCCUCUCCCGGGAGCGAAGCUGCUGCUGCUGCUAAGACCGCCUCCACUGGGCAUCUCGAGUAUGUUUUCGACUCUCUCUGCCCAGACUCAUUUUUAACUGGAAAUUGUCACAGCAGUGGAAUCCCAGAGCCCCAGACGGCACUGCCUCCCCCCAUUCUAAUGUGAAUUUGACUGAUGAAUGAGGAGCGUUUCUAAUAAAGUUUGUCGUUCAGUC
Messenger RNA from Miniopterus natalensis, 1739 nucleotides. RefSeq names its product splA/ryanodine receptor domain and SOCS box containing 4 (gene SPSB4). Gene Ontology annotation, molecular function: protein binding. The record is from RefSeq and is a predicted model, not a curated record. Gene Ontology annotation, biological process: proteasome-mediated ubiquitin-dependent protein catabolic process; intracellular signal transduction. Gene Ontology annotation, cellular component: SCF ubiquitin ligase complex. Lineage: Eukaryota; Metazoa; Chordata; Mammalia; Chiroptera; Miniopteridae.